GGCUCCUGAAGGCUGGCCGCUCCUUCUGGGUGUCACGGCUGCCCUGUCCUUCCUAGAUAAUGGCACCAAAUUCUCCUGAGGCUAGGGGGGAAGGAGUGUCAGAGUGUCACUAGCUCGACCCCGGGGACCAGGGGGACUAAUAGUACCCUAGCUUGAUUUCUUCCUAUUCUCAAGUUCCUUUUUAUUUCUCCCUUGCGUAACCCUCUCUUCCCUUCUGUGCCUUUGCCUGUAUUCCCACCCUCCCUGCUACCUCUUGGCCACCUCACUUCUGAGACCACAGCUGUUGGCAGGGUCCCUAGCCCAUGCCAGCCUCAUCUCCAGGCCACAUGGGGGGCUCAGUCAGAGAGCCAGCCCUUUCGGUUGCUCUUUGGUUGAGUUGGGGGGCAGUUCUGGGGGCUGUAACUUGUGCUGUCGCACUACUGAUCCAACAAACAGAGCUGCAAAGCCUAAGGCGGGAGGUGAGCCGGCUGCAGAGGAGUGGAGGGCCUUCCCAGAAGCGGGGAGAGUCCCCAUGGCAGAGCCUCUGGAAGCAGAGUCCUGAUGUCCUGGAAGCCUGGAAGGAUGGGGCGAGAUCUCGGAGCAGGAGAGCAGUACUCACCCAGAAGCACAAGAAGAAACACUCGGUCCUGCAUCUUGUUCCAGUUAACAUCACCUCCAAGGACUCUGACGUGACAGAGGUGAUGUGGCAACCAGUACUUAGGCGUGGGAGAGGCCUGGAGGCCCAGGGAGACAUUGUACGAGUCUGGGACACUGGAAUUUAUCUGCUCUAUAGUCAGGUCUUGUUUCAUGAUGUGACUUUCACAAUGGGUCAGGUGGUAUCUCGGGAAGGACAAGGGAGAAGAGAAACUCUAUUCCGAUGUAUCAGAAGUAUGCCUUCUGAUCCUGACCGUGCCUACAAUAGCUGCUACAGUGCAGGUGUCUUUCAUUUACAUCAAGGGGAUAUUAUCACUGUCAAAAUUCCACGGGCAAACGCAAAACUUAGCCUUUCUCCGCACGGAACAUUCCUGGGGUUUGUGAAACUAUGAUUGUGUUAUAAAGGGGGGUGGGGAGGGUUUCCCAUUCCAAGAACUGGCUAGACAAAGGACAAGCGAACGGUCAAGAACAGCUCUCCUUGGCUUUGUCUUGACUGUUGUUCCUCCCUUUGCCUUUCCCGCUCCCACUAUCUGGGCUUUGACUCCAUGGAUAUUAAAAAAGUAGAAUAUUUUGUGUUUAUCUCCCA
Molecule: messenger RNA, 1219 nt
Organism: Mus caroli (Ryukyu mouse)
Lineage: Eukaryota; Metazoa; Chordata; Mammalia; Rodentia; Muridae
Gene: Tnfsf13
Product: TNF superfamily member 13
Biological process (GO): immune response; positive regulation of isotype switching to IgA isotypes; positive regulation of B cell proliferation
Cellular component (GO): membrane
Molecular function (GO): receptor ligand activity; tumor necrosis factor receptor binding
Source: RefSeq, a predicted model, not a curated record